GGGGACAAGAAGACAACAAUGUUAAGUAUCUCAAGGCCAAGCUGGGCUACAGGAAGAUAAAAACCCAGGUUCCCAGGCCUUGACAAACGAUACGUUGCGCAGCAUCCUCAUCUCGUCACUCCUAUCUCCAGCCUCCGACCAGACGGACAGAACCAACAGCAAGCGCCCUCUUUUGCUGAACUCGAACCAAGCUCGUCACCAUGUCCUUUGCGUUCACCGUCUCGAUAAUGCUUCUGGGCUCUUCGGCCGUGGUUGCGUUUGUCUUGCAGCCAUCCAAUGAAGAACCUGCAACCUCUGCCAUCAGUUGCCAUGGCGAGUCAUUGGAGUCCAUCAGGAAGAGUCUCCUCAGGGCUCUCAACCUGGAGGCCGAACCUCGGCUUCCUGCUGGCGGGCUGCACGCUAUCAGAGAGCAAUGGCAGCGCACCACUUCUCACAGAGCCAAAGUUGCUGCAGCUGCAGCAGCCCCUGACUCACGUGAUGGAGAAAACCGUCUGAGGUGCUGCUCCGUGGCCUCUGAGAUCUUCAUGAAAGAUCUGGGCUGGGACAAUUGGGUGAUCCAUCCCUCCAGCCUCACCAUUGUUCACUGUGCACUCUGCAACCCUGAGAUGAACAACGUGCAAUGUCCAUCAUCCCACACCAAUGGCCAGGAGGCCAACUCACAGGUCCAGGUGCCAUGUUGUCAGCCCAGCUCCCAGGAAUUGGUGCCCAUCGUCUACGUGGACGAGUCCAACACUGUCGUCAUUUCCUCCGUUCAGCUGACCCGCAGCUGCAGCUGUGGACCUGGAGCCAACAGAGAGUAAAGUUGGUUUCCUCCGACAUCUGUUAUCCACUUUGAACGUAAACAAAGAAUACAAACAUUUAGAUGUAGAUUAGACCUCUAGGUGCAGACCUAACACUUAUGUUGCUUUUUCAACUCUGAGCGUGGGAAACUCAGUUUUGCAUUCCUAUUUCUCUGCUCUAGCCAGAAAAAAGAGAUACAAGGGGGUAGCACAAAUUUGUCGAGUCACUCGACCACAAAACUGAUUCAUAAUUAUAUGCUCUUUUAAAAGCUGUGGUGAGAGAAGCGGAUCACUGAGCUCGAUCACACAUGACUGUUCUCAAAUUACAAUCUAUUUCAUGUGAUACUGUUUUUAAUAAAGAGUUACCAGUUCGAUUUUUCAGGUUAAUAAAAAAGAGAAUUUCUGCAGAUGAAUCCAAGUAUUUCUCUUGCAACAAGUUAGAAACAGUGAUGUGAAAUGCAGCUGCUACCAGUUUAUCUUUUAAACAGGUCAUGAGUCCACAGCGUUAUU
This is a messenger RNA of Limanda limanda (common dab), 1289 nucleotides long. RefSeq names its product growth/differentiation factor 6-like. The record is from RefSeq and is a predicted model, not a curated record. The transcript is spliced from 5 exons. The coding region runs from base 201 to 800 and encodes 199 amino acids. Gene Ontology annotation, biological process: BMP signaling pathway; SMAD protein signal transduction. NCBI's taxonomy places the organism in Eukaryota, Metazoa, Chordata, Actinopteri, Pleuronectiformes, Pleuronectidae. Gene Ontology annotation, cellular component: extracellular region. Gene Ontology annotation, molecular function: cytokine activity; growth factor activity.